Messenger RNA from Lycium ferocissimum, 3675 nucleotides. RefSeq lists its product as uncharacterized. NCBI's taxonomy places the organism in Eukaryota, Viridiplantae, Streptophyta, Magnoliopsida, Solanales, Solanaceae. Bases 2592 to 3296 code for a protein of 234 amino acids. The record is from RefSeq and is a predicted model, not a curated record. The transcript has 2 exons.
UGUCACCUUAGGAAAUCAAGACAUAAAUUGACUAGUUUUUUUUCAAAUUUACCCUUAGACAAUAAAGUAACAUCUAAAUGAUGAUUGAAAAAGUCACAUAGUAACUUGGUAGUGUUGGAUUGUAUUGUUGGAUUUCCAACGUCAAAAGAUUUACUUCUUGUGCAUGCUCUAAUCAAAAGGUAAAAGUAAUUUAUAUUUAUUAUAUAGGGGUAAUUUGAUAAAUUUUAUAUUACAUUAUUGAUUUCUUAAUAUGUGUGUUUUUGGCUAAGGUGACACUUAUUAUGGGACGGAGGGAGUAUAUUCUUAUGUGUGUAUUACUAUGUGUUGCCUAUUUGUUUGGUAUCUUGAUAUUUUACUGUCUUAUUUCUCUUGCAAUCCUGCAUUGACUACGUUUCUUUUGAGCCGAACGUCUAUCGGAAACAGCCUCUCUACCCCAUAAAGAUAGAGGUAAGGUCUGCAUACACCCUACCCUCCUCAGACCCCACUUGUGGGAUUACACUGGGUAUGUUGUUGUUGUUGUUGUUGUAAACGUAUAAGGCAUUAGGUGCAACUGAUGGAAGGACCUCAUGGGAAAAUUACCCAAUUUUAUAUAUAAAGAAAGAAAAAUUGGAGGUAAGCUGGUUUUCAGACAUCUUUUAUGAGGAAAAUGUAUAAGGUAAAAAAUGGGUAAAGCUGUAAGCAAAAAUUAGGAGAUUUUCUUACAGAUGACAUUUGCAUUUUGUAGAAGAACUCCUUAUUUGUCUUUCCAUUUUGGCUGGACACUGUAAUGGUUCUACUUGUGUAUGCUCUCUAGUUAUUGUCUAUCGAUAUUAGCUCCGUUUGGAAUCAAAUGGUUGAAAUUCAAAGAUUUCUCACCUGUCGUUUUGCUUACGUGAUUUUACUGUUUCACACCACUAUUUCAUUGGAUCCGAAUACUCCAUUGCACUGUCCUUUAUUGCUCUUAAGUCUUGCCUUUAAAUCCCCCAACAACACUAAAAUUAAGUAGAUAACACAUUUCAGGCCCUGCAAUAGAAUAAGUUUGUUGUUUGUUCUUUUAGAAAGUUGUCAAUGUUAACUUUUAGUGGAUAUGCACCCAUUGGCUACCAACCUUGAGUUCCCUUUUGACCGUGUUAAUUAAUUUAGAGUUUUUUAGCUGCUUGACUAUAUCUUUCGAUUGCUCAGGAAUUUGUGAAAAGUACCAAUUUGAUCAAAAGUCACUAAAAAUGAUAACAAGUGCUGAGGACCAUUGGAGUCUUAAGUGAAAAUUACAAAUGCAGUGCAAGUAUUAAUGAAGAAAGACACAAUUGAAGCAAAAAAUUUAAAGAAUGUGUGUCUGAUUUAAGAAUAAUAACUGUAGAUAUAAAGUAUAUGGACAAAGUACUAGAGAAUAAUUAAGUGAAAGAGUUAUAUUUAGUGUUGCCCUUGUCAAGACAAAGCUCAUGGGUAAUGAGACACACACCUUUAAAUGUCUUAGUGCCUGAAGUCCUGAACUGAAGUGUUGCUUAAGCAAGAUGAAGUGCUAAGCGUAUUUGGCACCUAACUUGAGGGCUUAAGCGUCUCUCUAGCGAGUCUUUUACAACACUGCUUUUAUCCGGGUUCUUUUAUUUGUGUUUGACACAUUUUAUGUGUUUGAAUCUAGUAUUUCUAUUAACUAUGUCGUAUUAGUCUUAUGAGAACACCUAAAAAUAUAUAUAUUUUCUUUGCAUUUCACGUGUCAAGUUCGUCAUGCUUUCCUUGUGUUCUGUUUCCUACUAUUCCUACACAAGUUUUUCAUGGCAACCUUAAUGUUUAUUGACCAAGACAGGCAUGGGGAAGUGAUAUGUGGUAUCUGUCCAUCCUCUGGAAACUUAGUCACCAGGUUAUAGACACAAGACAACAGUACAUUAAGCUCAAUAAGUCAAUGAGGGUGUCUGCUUGAUAGUUCAACAGAUGUUGCUCAUACUACCAGUUCACCCAAAGCAUUGCUGCUAUUAUCUGUUACAAAUUUACAUGUAUUUGUUAGCUAACAUUAUUGACUCUUAAGGUUAAAUUAUAUUUUAAAGCGACUAUUGAUGUGAGUGAGUAAGAUUCAAGAUUCUUCUGUAGACUUUUUUCGCUUUAAUUUAGUCCAAAUGUCUUUCUAGCGAUAGUUAAGAAAGAUGGAGAUAUUACAGCUGGUAGGGAAAAUGUACUUUGUCAGAUGUUCUAGAGAGCUGUCUUUAUUGUGACUUUCGUAGCACUUAGUUCAUGGGUGCAUAAUAGACUUUGUAGACAACCUUAUUUAUUUAUCUUCUGGAAUGAAUUCCCUACUUCCACUGCUUAAACUUUAUGCACUUUUAUGUUUAAUUCAGUAAGAGUAUGAACAUCAUUUUGUUUUCGUUAUACAUGAAAAAGAAUUAUAUUGUCAUUCAUUUGUAAAGCUGGAAAAGUUAUAGAAACAUACGUUUCUUUCCUUAUGGUGAAACUUUCUCUUUUUGGUUUGUCAUAGUUUGUCUUUGGGUUGCUACUCGGGUUUGGGAAGUUGAUUUUAGUGUUUGACUAGGUUGACUACAAAUUUGCAUAUUGUGUUUCUGACUGGAAUAGGAGAUAGAUAAUUUGAUGAUAUUGGAAGUCUUCAAGGUAUUGGCUUUCUCAUGGCUGGCGCAGACUAUAUAACUAUUGAUGCUAUUGAAGGUCGGCAAGCCCCUUUACGCGCAUUGCGUUCAAAUGUCAUGAAGUUGUUAGAGGUGGAACAGAGAAGCGAUGCAAUAAACAAGCAGAAAUUUGACUUGGAACUACAAGCCGGCAAGGUCAUAUCUGAACUAGACAAGAAUAUCCUCUUUCUUAUGUUGUUCAUAGGAGGAAUGAGCAUGUACCUAACCACCAAAAUACCGUCUGCUACUGCCUUUGCCAUCUCUGUUCUGUUGAUGUGUUUAUUUGUGGUUGUAUCAUUCAUGCACAUCAGCAUGGCAAAAUCUAGGAUUACAAGUAUGAAUGUGAUCAUCAAGAUUUUGACAGAAAGAUAUAAAGAGGUGAGAGUAGAUGCAAGAAUUCUAAUGGAAUUGGAAGAAAGCAGGAAAAGAAGGCUAGCAGCAAAUGUUGUGGAUAACAGUGAAGAUCCUAUUGUGGACAUGGAUUUUUUUAUUGCCAGAACUAAAACUAUUUGUGAUGCUACAGAUUCUUCUGACUUUGAGAAAGUUUACCAUAAGAUAAUCUAUAUGUCUUGGGGGAUUGGAGGUAUCUACAUUCCUUUGGUGCUGGUCAUGUCAUAUUUCAACUAUUACUACGGUGAGUAUUUUCUUUUCUAUGAUUUUUUUUUUUCACAUAAUGUACAGAAAGAAGUUUCAAGCUCUUACUAAAUGAAUUUGAAGUCUAUUUCUUGAGUUAAAAAAAUGAAUUUGGAGCCUGUUUUGGUUGAGAGCCGUUCAAAUUUCGAAGUAAUGGAGUUGAUUUGUGUAAUUUCUUCUCCCCCAGUAAUCUUGUAAGUGUAGAUUUUUUUUAUUCUUUACGGAUAAUACUUCGGAUUAUGUUCGCGUGGUCACAGCAAUGUUCCUUGAGAACAAUAGAGAAAAAUACUUGGUAUUUAAAAUGAGUUCUCAGUGUGGUCAAACUCACUUUUGAGCACACCCGAUAUUUACGCUAAGUCAAUAAACAUUGGACACGUAUUUUUUAGCUGCACCUUCAUUACUAGUCAUGAUUGAUUAAUCUUCACCUCAAUUACCACUUAACUAUGGUGAA